Messenger RNA from Dryobates pubescens (Downy woodpecker), 13206 nucleotides. RefSeq names its product dynein axonemal heavy chain 5. Lineage: Eukaryota; Metazoa; Chordata; Aves; Piciformes; Picidae. Gene Ontology annotation, cellular component: dynein complex. Gene Ontology annotation, molecular function: dynein light intermediate chain binding; ATP binding; dynein intermediate chain binding. The record is from RefSeq and is a predicted model, not a curated record. The transcript has 71 exons. Gene Ontology annotation, biological process: microtubule-based movement. Bases 1 to 13206 code for a protein of 4401 amino acids.
AUGGGCUCUACUGAGGACUUUAGAGGUACCUGUGCGUUUUUCCUAAGGUCAUCGGAUAAAGCUAUAACUGCAUCAAAUGUUUCCCAGGAGAUGAAUUUUGGCAUAUUUGACUGUAGUAAUGGAAAUAUCCUUCAGGGCUUGGAAUUUUUCUUGUCCCAAAUCAUGAUACCAGCACUUAAAUCCCAAGAGAACUGGGGUGCUUUGAAAGAAGGCUUGAAGAACAGCCAGAUACAAGAAUUUCUAUACUCAGUGGAUACAUUUGUAGAUACUUUGUCAUCAUCAAGACAGAAUAUAGAAGAUAAAAUUCAGCUCACAAAAGUGGAUAUUGAUAUUUAUCUUAGCAACUUACAGAAGCCAUCUGACUACAUAGCUGCAGGUAGUAACACAGAGGUCACUGAGAAACUUGAGGAAGCAGUCACAAUUUGGAUCAAACAGAUACGACAGAUUUUAGUGGAGAGUGAACAAAUGCGAAGAGAAGCUGAUGACCUUGGUCCAUCUGCAGAACUGGAGUACUGGAAGGCAAGAAUGUCAACAUUUAACAGCCUUUUAGAUGAGAUCAAGAGUUCAAGAGUAAAGAAAAUUAUAAGUAUUCUUCAGGCAGCAAGAUCAAAGACAUUAAAGCAGUGGAAAGAGCUGGAUGGUAAUGUAACAGUUGCUGCCAAUGAAGCUAAAGACAAUGUGAGAUAUUUAUAUGCAUUGGAUAAAUUUUUUUGUCCACUUGCCAAAGCUUCACCUAUAACAAUGAUGGAACAUGUACCCAGUUUAAUGAAUACCAUCUACAUGAUCUACUGUACAUCACCGUACUACAACACAUCAGAGCGCAUGACAUCUCUUCUGCUUAAGAUCACUAAUCAAAUGAUUAACACAUGCAAGACUUAUCUAUGUGAAGGUGUUUCAAAAAUCUGGGAUCUGGACAGACCAGAAUUGCUAAAGAGGAUACAACAAUGCAUUUCUCUCAAAGAACUAUACCAAACAUCCUUUCAGAGAAUAAGGGAGGAGCUAAAGGGAAAUCCAAGUGACAGGCAAUUUGAUUUCAGUGAAAACUAUAUAUUUGGAAAAUUUUAUACAUUCUGUAAACGUUUGGAGAAGAUUUCAGACAUGAGCAAUAUUAUGGAAAGGCUUUUAGAGCUCCAGUGUAUAAAAAUAGAAGGUAUUGAAGAGAUCAGUAGUCAUUACCAGAGCAUUGCUGCAAACACCACAUCCAAGCAGUAUGAUAUUCUGGAUCACAGGAAAAAAGAGUUUGAAAAAGAUUACCUUGAAUUUAAGAACCAAGUUGCAACAUUGUACGAGUCCAUAGAAAAAUUUUUGGACUCCUGGUUUGAGAAGACUGUAACUACUGAACAGAUGCUAGGACUUCUGAUGAAGCUUGAACAAAUAGGAGAAGAUCAUAUUGAUCUUAACAAGAAGUAUACCAUUGUCCUUCAGCGGUACAGCCAAGAUUUAGAGUUUGUCCAAAAGCUCUACCAGAAGCAGAAAGAAAAUCCACCUCUGCCACGUAAUAUACCACCAGUAACAGGGAAGAUUAUGUGGGCUCAGCAGUUAUACAGAAAAAUUGACCGUCCAAUGACAUUCCUUAAAAAGAAAACCACACUUUUGAAGACACUGGAAAUGAAAAAGGUUGUUAAAAGCUACAACAAAAUAGCUGCAGUUCUUCUGGAAUUUGAACUUAUUUAUCAUAGAGCCUGGUGCAGUUUUGCUGACCAGGCUAGAAAUGCUCUGUGUGCUUCCUUACUUGUCAGGCACCCAGAAACCAAGGAAUUACUUGUAAACUUGGACCCAAUAGUCCUGGAAGUACUUUAUGAAACAAAAUACCUGAAAAAAAUGCAUUUUGAAGUUCCAGAUGUUGUCCUUGGCUUGUGUGCAGAUGAAGAACUGAUUAAAAGGCAUCAAGUGGAACUUCAGAAUCUAUUGAUCAGUUAUAAAGAGUGUUGGAAUGGCAUUCCUGUUAUGCUGAAACCACUGAUGAAACCUUUCAUAGAACAGGUUGAGGAUGCUUUUACCCCAGGCCUGGUGCAGCUGUCAUGGACUUCAUUAAACAUCAAUAAAUUUAUUCAGAACGUUCAUAGUACCCUGAAGAAGCUGGACUAUGUAGUAAGAGAAGCAGCUGAUACCCUGGAAUGCAGAAUUGCAAGAAUUCUGGAGGAUAUGUCAAGUACUGCUCUGAUAAACUUGCCAGAGGAUGAACCUAUAGAUGUGCUUUCCUUCCUGGAACAGACAGAAAAGCUUGCUAUCUCUACUGCUCACAAACUGUCACAACAAAGUCAGCAAGUGGAAUGCUCUGUGUACGAACUGGUAGAUAUUCUUAAGCGCAGGCUGACAGCAGAUGCUGAGAGAACUCUGGAGGAUUCAUUCACCUGUACACAUACUGACAUGAAACAGAAAACACGCUGCCAAGAAUGCCUGUCCUGUAGUAGUUAUAAUCUGGUGGGACAGCUUUGUCAGAAGAAUACUGAGUCUUUGAUCAGAUGCAUGAAGAGUUCUUUAGAGUCCUUAAAACAUCGACUGCAUGUUGUUGACUCUAGGUAUCAGAUGACCAAGUUUGUAGAUACCCAGAGGGUUCCUUUGUUCAAAGCUGAAAUUCAACUGGCUAUUCCAAAUGUUGUCUUGAGACCAAAUCUUGACGAUAUUCAGAGUGCUGUAAACAAAGCAGUAAACAUUGUAUUAUCAAUAGCAAAGGAUAUUCCUCUGUGGAAAUUUGCUUACUUACAUCAUAAACAGCAGCUGAUUGAACAAGCUGUUGCUGUAGAUCUAGGUGAUGAAAGCAAACUCACCAGGAUGGUUGCACUGAAACCAUUAGACAAGCAGAUCAUCGAGCAUAAGGAUGUAAAUAAAGUGGUGAUCCAACUAAAUACAAUUGUUUUAUCUCUUAAAACUGAAGCAUUGGACCUUAUGAAGAGCUUUUCUGAAUAUUCAAGCAUCUGGAACAAGGAUCCAGAGGAAAAAGUGAGGGAGUUUAUAGACACUAAACCAACAAUGGCUGAAUUCCAAACUGAAAUCAAGUAUUUUUCUCAAUUAGAAAUGCAAAUCAGGGAACUGCCAAGUCACUGUGUACUGGGAUCAGUGGCUAUUGCAACAGACUCACUGAAAAUGGCUUUAAUUCAGGAAUGCCGUUCCAGACAAAGAGCGUUUGGGUUAGCGUUGAAUAAAAAAUCUGCCACAGACAUGGAUGAGAUUUAUUCCUUCAUUGAAAAUGUCAGGAAGAGAUUAAGCACACCUAUCCAGGACCUCAAUGAUGCACGGGGAGCGAUGGAAGCACUAAAGGAAAUUCGUGAGAAUGAGAUUAAAAUUGACAUGACAGUUGGACCCAUAGAAGAAUCUUACGCUGUGCUUCACAAACACAACCUAUUCUUUAAAGAUGGAAAUACAGAAAGAGUUGAUGGAUUAGCUUAUGCCUGGAAGAACCUGAACACACAGGCACUGCAGGUUGAAGACUUGCUGCUGAAGGUACAGCCAGAUAUGAAGACAGAGUUACUGACUGGUGUUCGAAAAUUCAAGAUUGAUGCUGCAGAAUUUUACAAAGAUUAUUAUGAAAAGGGCCCAAGUGAGGAGAGUGUUCCUCCACAUGAAGCAUGUGACAGACUACAGAUCUUUCAAGCCAAAUUUGAUGAACUGUGGAGGAAGUAUAUCUCUCUAUCUGCUGGAGAAGAAUUAUUUGGUCUUCCUAUCUCAGAGUAUCCUGAACUGCACAAAAUCAAACGUGAGCUUUCAUUGCUUCAGAAACUUUACAGUCUUCAUAAUUCAGUUACUGCUAAUAUUGAUGGCUACAACGAAAUGCUUUGGAGUGAUUUAAAUAUUGAAAAAAUCAACAAUGAACUUCUGGAUUUUCAAAGCAGAAUCCGUAAGCUACCGAAAGCAUUGAAGGAGUGGCGAGCUUUUCAAGACCUCAAAAAAAAGAUUGAUGACUUCACAGAGAGCUGUCCUUUGCUUGAAAUGAUGGCAAACAAAGCAAUGAUGUCAAGACACUGGGAAAGAAUUGGACAAGUGACUGGGCAUCACUUUGAUGUUGACUCUGAAAACUUCUCUUUGAAAAACGUAAUGGAUGCCCCUUUAUUAAAAUAUAAAGAGGAUAUCGAGGAUAUUUGCAUCAGUGCUGUUAAAGAGAAGGACAUUGAGGCAAAAUUAAAGCAUGUCAUCAGUGAAUGGAGUACUCAGAUUUUUGUUUUUGGCCAAUUUAAAACUCGAGGAGAACUGCUUUUGAAAGGAUCAGAUAUAUUGGAGAAAAUAGCUUUGGUGGAAGACAGCCUCAUGCUAUUGGGGUCUCUCAUGAGCAACAGAUAUAAUGCACCAUUUAAGUCCACUAUACAACAGUGGGUUCAGAAGUUAACCAAUACUGCAGAGAUAAUUGAAAACUGGAUCACUGUACAAAACCUCUGGAUUUACCUUGAAGCUGUGUUUGUUGGUGGAGACAUUGCAAAACAGCUACCUCAGGAAGCCAGAAGAUUUCAGAACAUUGAUAAAUCAUGGCAGAGAAUUAUGCAGAGAGCCCACGACACAUCAAACGUCGUGCAGUGCUGUGUUGGAGACGAGACUUUGGCACAGCUGUUACCGCAUUUGCUGGAGCAAUUGGAGAUCUGUCAGAAAUCACUGACUGGGUAUCUGGAACAAAAACGGUUAAUGUUUCCACGAUUUUUUUUUGUCUCUGACCCUGCUCUUCUGGAAAUCCUUGGUCAGGCAUCUGAUUCCCACACUAUUCAGGCACAUUUGUUAAGUUUGUUUGACAAUGUUAACCGAGUGGGAUUUCAUGAAAAAAACUACGACCAGAUUUUAUUGUUUGAAUCUCAAGAAGGUGAACAGGUCAAUAUUAUUGAACCAGUUUUAGCUCAGGGCAAUGUGGAAUUCUGGUUAGGUCAGCUGCUGAAUGGAAUUAGGAAAACAAUCCACACCAUCAUUAGACAGGCAUCAAUGGCCAUUAGUGAUUCAGGAUUUAAGCUGUAUGACUUUCAGGCAAUGUUUCCUGCACAAAUAGGACUUCUGGGAAUACAAAUGAUCUGGACCAGAGAUGCAGAGAAUGCACUGAACAGUGCCAAAGCAGACAAAAAGGUAAUGCAAAGAACAAAUCAGAAGUUUUUGGAACUUUUAAAUGACUUGAUUGACAUGACAACACAAAAUCUGACAAGAAUGGAGCGCACAAAAUAUGAAACUUUAAUCACCAUUCAUGUGCACCAGAAGGAUAUCUUUGAUGAUUUGGUUCGUAUGAACAUUAAAUCACCCUCUGAUUUUGAAUGGCAAAAACAGUCUCGGUUUUAUUUUCUUGAAGACUUGGAUAAAUGCAUUAUCCAAAUAACCGAUGUAGAGUUCACCUACUGCAAUGAAUACUUAGGGUGUACAGACAGGCUUGUUAUAACUCCCUUAACUGACAGGUGUUACAUCACUCUAGCACAGGCCCUGAAUAUGAGCAUGGGUGGUGCACCAGCAGGACCUGCAGGGACAGGGAAAACAGAAACAACUAAAGACAUGGGCAAAUGCCUGGGAAAGUAUGUUGUUGUUUUUAAUUGCUCAGACCAAAUGGACUACCGAGGACUUGGCCGGAUCUAUAAAGGUCUAGCCCAGUCGGGUGCAUGGGGUUGCUUUGAUGAAUUUAACCGCAUUGAACUUCCUGUGUUAUCAGUAGCUGCUCAGCAGAUAUCUAUUGUACUUCAGUGUAAGAAAAGCAAGAAACCUCGGUUCACUUUCACUGAUGGUGAUGUUGUUGACAUGGACAGAGAAUUUGGCAUAUUUCUGACUAUGAACCCUGGCUAUGCAGGACGUCAGGAACUCCCAGAAAAUCUGAAGAUACAGUUCCGUACAGUUGCUAUGAUGGUGCCUGACCGCAGCAUUAUUAUGCGAGUCAAGCUGGCAAGUGCUGGUUUCCGAGACAACCAAGUCCUUAGUCAAAAAUUCUAUACACUCUACAAACUCUGUGAAGAGCAGUUAUCUAAACAGGUUCACUAUGACUUUGGGCUUAGAAAUAUCCUGUCUGUUUUAAGAACACUUGGAGCAGUAAAAAGAAGUAAUCCCAAAGAGCCAGAGAAAACGGUAGUGAUGAGAGUUCUGCGGGACAUGAACCUCUCCAAACUGGUAGAUGAAGAUGAACCUUUAUUUAUGAGUCUCAUUAAUGACCUCUUCCCUGGAAUUACUCUGGAUAAAGCAGGCUAUCCUGAGCUACAGUCAGCCAUCCAGAAAGAGGCAGAGAAAGCAGGGCUUAUUCAUCAUCCACCGUGGAUACUUAAACUCAUUCAGCUGUAUGAAACUCAGCGAGUCCGACAUGGUAUGAUGACUCUAGGUCCAACUGGUGCAGGAAAGACAAAAUGCAUUAAUAUUUUGAUGAAAGCAAUGACAGCUUGUGGUGCUCCUCAUAAAGAAAUGAGAAUGAACCCAAAGGCAAUCACAGCUUCCCAGAUGUUUGGUACCCUUGAUGUUGCUACAAAUGACUGGACAGAUGGUAUUUUCUCUACUCUAUGGAGAAAAACUUUAAAAGCAAAGAAGGGUGAGCAUAUCUGGAUAGUUUUGGACGGUCCGGUUGAUGCAAUAUGGAUUGAAAAUCUAAACUCUGUUCUGGAUGAUAAUAAGACUCUUACUUUGGCUAAUGGAGAUCGUAUCCCAAUGUCUCCCAGCUGCAAAAUUGUUUUUGAACCUCACAACAUUGACAAUGCUUCCCCUGCAACAGUUUCUCGUAAUGGGAUGGUCUUCAUGAGUUCUUCAGUGUUAGACUGGAAGCCUAUUUUAAGGGCUUGGCUGCAGACACUACCUGUUACGUACUCUGAUGUCCUCUGGAAUUGCUUUGAUGCUGUGUUUCAGGACCUGAUGGAUUUUGUUUCCUCUUCUGUGACACCAAAAAUGCCAGUUUUAGAAUGUAUGUACAUCAAGCAAGCUAUUGACCUCCUACAGGGUUUAUUGUCCGACAGAAAUGAGAAGCAUCUCAGCAAGGAACAUAUUGCUCGCUUGUUUGUUUUUGCUGUAAUGUGGUCAGCUGGAGCUCUUUUGGAACCGGAUGACAGGCUGAAAAUGGAGCUGUUCCUGCGGAAGCACUCUGCAGUGACAGAGCUCCCAAGUGUGAAUGGGGAAGAAACCAUCUUUGAAUUUGGUAUCAAUGCCUAUGGCCAGUGGGAGCACUGGUCAAAGAAGGUCCCUGAAUACAUUUACCCUAAAGAUUCAGUUCCAGAAUAUACUUCCAUUCUAGUUCCAAAUGUGGACAGUGUCCGAACAGACUUUUUAAUGCACACUAUCAUGAGGCAAGGAAAAGCAGUUCUGCUAAUUGGGGAACAGGGAACAGGAAAAACAGUUAUGAUUAAGGAUUACACAAGCAAGUAUGAUCCUGAUGUUCAUUUGACCAAAUGUCUAAAUUUUUCUUCUGCAACCCUGCCACAUAUGUUCCAAAGGAGCAUAGAAAGUUACAUAGACAAAAGAAUGGGCACCACGUAUGGUCCUCCGUCAGGAAAGAAAAUGACUGUCUUUAUUGAUGACAUCAACAUGCCUGUGAUUAAUGAAUGGGGGGAUCAGAUCACCAAUGAGAUUGUAAGACAACUGAUGGAACAAAAAGGUUUCUACAAUUUGGAGAAGCCAGGAGAAUUCACAAAUGUGGUUGACAUCCAAUUUGUAGCUUCCAUGAUUCACCCUGGGGGAGGUCGGAAUGACAUUCCGCAGCGCCUGAAACGCCAGUUCACCAUCUACAACUGCACACUGCCUUCCAGCUUCUCUAUUGACAAAAUAUUUCGAACUAUAGCCGAAGGCUACUUUUGUGAGCAACGACAGUUCCCUGCAGAAAUAUGUAAACUGGCAUCAGCAUUAGUAUCUACAAGUCGAAAGGUGUGGCAAAUGACAAAAGCAAAGAUGUUGCCAACUCCAGCUAAAUUUCAUUACAUCUUUAAUUUACGAGACCUCAGUCGCAUUUGGCAAGGAAUACUUACAGUUACUUCAGAAGUCUGCCAGACCAUCAGUGUUUUGGUAGCCUUGUUCCAGCAUGAAUGCAGACGUGUUAUUGCAGACAGGUUCAUCAGCCAAAGUGAUAAAGACUGGUUUGAAGAGAUGAUAAAAAAGAUUGCUUCUGAAGAGCAUGGUAAAAAUCUGUUUGAAGACAAAUCCACAGAAUUAUACUUUGUGGAUUUCCUGCGUGAUGUCCCAGAAGCUACUGGAGAUGAACCUGAUGAUGCAGAGUUGAAGGCUCCUAGAAUUUAUGAACCAAUCCCAUCUUUGGAUUAUUUGGCUGAAAGACUACAGAUGUUCAUGCAACAAUACAAUGAAACCAUCAGAGGAUCAAAGAUGGAUUUAGUAUUUUUCAAGGAUGCAAUCAUCCAUUUGAUUAAAAUAUCACGUAUUAUUCGUACCCCACAAGGAAAUGCGCUGUUGGUGGGUGUGGGUGGAUCUGGAAAACAGAGUCUGACCAGAUUAGCAUCCUAUAUUGCUGGAUAUGAGAGCUUUCAGAUUACACUAACAAGAACGUAUGGCACCAGCAACCUUUUGGAUGAUCUGAAAAUCUUGUACCGCACUGCCGGGCAAAAAGGAAAGGGCAUUGCCUUUAUAUUUACAGACAAUGAAAUCAGAGAUGAAUCUUUUCUUGAGUACAUGAACAAUGUUUUGGCUUCAGGUGAAGUCUCAAAUCUUUUUGCACGAGAUGAAAUAGGUGAAAUCACGCAAGACCUGAUACCAGAAAUGAAGAAGGAGCACCCAAGGCGUACACCCACCGCUGAAAAUCUUUACAAUUACUUUCUUUCUCGAGUCCGUAAAAACCUGCAUGUGGUUCUUUGUUUUUCUCCCGUUGGAGAAAAAUUCAGAAGUCGUGCACUCAAAUUCCCAGCUCUGAUUUCAGGCUGUACUAUGGACUGGUUCCAGCGCUGGCCGAAAGAUGCUCUUGUAGCAGUUGCGCAGCAUUUUUUAGUUUCCUACCAUAUUGAGUGCACAGAUGAAGUGAAACAGAGUGUUGUUAACACCAUGGGAACAUUUCAGGAUAUCGUAGCUGAAAAGUGUGUUGAAUACUUUGAACGAUACAGGCGACGAACCUUUGUGACUCCAAAAUCUUACCUGUCCUUCAUUGGAGGCUACAAAGCUAUUUACAAGGAGAAGUUUGCCGAGGUUGGAAGUUUGUCUGAACGCAUGAGGACAGGUCUUGCAAAACUGAUGGAAGCUGAGGUUUCAGUAAAUCAGCUCUCUAAAGACUUGGUGGUGAAGGAGAAAGAUUUGGCUGUAGCUUCAAAAAAAGCUGAUGAAGUUUUACUGGAAGUAACUAUGAAAGCCCAAGCUGCUGAAAAGGUGAAAAUGCAGGUGCAAAAGGUGAAAGACAAGGCUCAGGCCAUUGUGGAUGACAUUGCCAUUGAUAAGACAGCAGCAGAAGAGAAGCUUGAAGCUGCAAGGCCUGCAUUGGAAGAAGCUGAGGCAGCCCUGCAGACAAUAAAGCCCUCUGACAUUGCAACUGUUCGCAAACUGGGUAAACCUCCUCACUUGAUAAUGAGAAUUAUGGAUUGUGUGCUUCUUCUAUUUCAAAGAAAAAUAGACUCAGUAACACCUGAUCAAGAACGCCCAUGUGUGAAGCCAUCAUGGACUGAGGCUCUGAAGCUCAUGAAUAAUUCAGGAUUUCUUAGCAUGUUGCUUACUUUCCAGAAGGAUUCAAUUACAGGAGAAACUGUGGAGCUUUUGGAGCCUUAUUUGGAUAUGGAGGACUAUAAUCUUGAGACCGCUAAAAAAGUAUGUGGAAACGUAGCAGGUCUUUGCUCAUGGACACAAGCAAUGGCCUACUUCUAUGGCAUUAAUAAAGAAGUUCUUCCUCUCAAGGCAAAUUUAGCCUUGCAAGAGGGAAGACUUGCAGCUGCUCAGACAGAACUGAAUAAUGCACAAAUGCAGCUGGAUGAGAAACAAAUGGAACUAGAUCAAGUACAAGCUAUGUAUGAUAGUGCCAUGAAAGAGAAGCAGGCCUUACUUGAUGAUGCUGAGGCAUGCAGAAGGAAGAUGAACAAUGCCACAGCUCUGAUUGAAGGAUUAGGUGGAGAAAAGCUUCGUUGGACAGAAAGCAGCAAAAACUUUCAAAAUCAAAUUAUUAAUUUAGUGGGAAAUGUUCUUCUGGCCACUGGAUUUCUCUCUUACUCUGGACCUUUCAAUCAGGAGUACAGGAAUUUGCUGCUUCAAUUGUGGAAGAAAGAGAUGGACAACAACAAGAUUCCAUACAGUAAUGACCUGAAUCUUACUGGUAUGCUCAUUGACAAUGCAACGGUGGUUGAAUGGAACCUCCAGGGUCUUCCUAAUGAUGACCUUUCAAUUCAGAAUGGCAUCAUUGUCACAAAAGCAUCUAGAUAUCCUUUGCUGAUUGAUCCACAAGGUCAAGGAAAGAUCUGGAUUAAAAAUAUGGAAAAGAAUAAUGGACUCCAGGUUACAGCUAUGAACCACAAGUUCUUCAGAAGCCAUGUAGAAGACUGCCUGUCCCUUGGCCGACCUUUGUUAAUAGAAGAUGUUGGAGAGGAACUUGAUCCUGCUCUUGAUAACAUCUUGGAAAAAAAUUUCAUAAAAUCUGGUUCAUCACACAAAGUGAAAGUAGGUGACAAGGAGGUAGAUCUGAUGAAGGGGUUUACCCUUUACAUGACAACAAAAUUGGCUAAUCCAGCCUAUACUCCAGAAAUCAGUGCAAGAACAACAGUGAUUGACUUUACUGUUACUAUGAAAGGGCUGGAAGAUCAGCUCCUUGGCCGAGUCAUCCUCACAGAAAAACAGGAACUGGAGGCAGAAAGAGGCAAACUGAUGGAAGAAGUGACAUCUAACAAAAGGAAAAUGCAAGAGCUUGAAGAUAAUCUACUCGUCCGUCUAACCGGUACAGAGGGCUCUUUGGUUGAAGAUGAGUCUCUGAUACAAGUCUUAAGAAUCACUAAAACAACAGCAGAAGAGGUCAGUGAAAAAUUAAACAUAGCAGCGGAGACAGAGGUGAAAAUCAAUACUGCACGUGAAGAGUAUCGGCCUGUUGCUCAUCGUGGUAGCAUCCUUUAUUUCCUGAUUGUGGAAAUGAGCUUGGUUAAUGUCAUGUACCAAACAUCCUUACGGCAGUUCCUUGGCAUUUUUGAGCUAUCACUGGAGAGAUCUCAGAAAUCUCAGAUCACAGCAAAAAGGGUAGAAUACAUAAUUGAGCAUCUCACCUAUGAAGUCUUCAAGUACACAGUUCGAGGGCUAUAUGAAAAUCACAGGUUCCUGUUUACACUACUUCUGGCACUGAAGAUUGACUUGCAGGCCAAGAAAAUUUCACACACUGAGUUUGAGAUGCUGGUCAAAGGAGGUGCUAGUUUGGAUUUGAAUUCUGUGGAGCCAAAACCAAAAAAGUGGAUCCUUGAUGUGACAUGGCUCAAUCUUGUGCAGUUGUCAAGCUUGCACCCUUUUAAUCAACUCCUGGUGCAAAUUGUUAGGAAUGAGAAGUCUUGGAAAGCUUGGUUUGAUGAAGAAGCACCUGAAAGAGCUGUUAUUCCUGAUGGGUAUGACAGCUUACUGGAUCAGUUCCAUAAGCUGCUCCUUGUUCGUAGCUGGUGCCCUGAUCAUACCGUUGCCCAAAACAUUGCUUGUUGUGCUAUUUCGAUGGGCCAAGGCCAGGAAGUCCAUGCAAGGCGUCUGUUAAAUCAGUGCAUACAAGAUGGAGGAUGGCUCCUUCUACAGAACUGCCACCUUGGCUUGGAGUUUCUUAGUGAAUUAAUGGACACCAUUGCAACAACAGAAUCAAUGAGUGAAGGUUUCAGGACCUGGAUCACUACAGAGGCUCAUCCAGAGUUUCCUAUUAAUCUUUUACAGUCCUCAAUCAAAUUUACGAAUGAACCCCCUCAAGGUGUGAAGGCUGGCUUAAAACGAACAUACUCAGCUGUUACCCAAGAUCACCUGGAAGUCAGCAACAUGCCACAGUGGAAACCGUUGCUAUAUGCUGUAGCAUUUCUCCACACAACCGUUCAGGAAAGACGAAAGUUUGGUGCAUUGGGCUGGAAUAUUCCUUAUGAAUUUAAUCAGGCAGACUUCACAGCCAGUGUGCAAUUUGUUCAGAAUCAUUUGGAUGAUAUGGAGGUUAAGCGUGGAGUGAACUGGAGCUGUGUCCGCUACAUGAUUGGAGAAGUACAGUAUGGUGGCCGUGUAACUGAUGACCUCGACAAAGCACUGCUGAAUACAUACACAAGAGUGUGGUUUGGAGAACAUAUGUUUAGUGAAAAAUUCUGUUUCUAUAAAGGUUAUGUUAUUCCAAAAGGGAAAACAGUUGAAGACUAUCUCCAGUACAUAGAGCAAUUGCCAGUGAUUGAUACACCUGAGGUAUUUGGACUUCACCCCAAUGCAGAUAUAACUUACCAGACUAACCUGGCUAAUGAGACAUUAAGUACAAUAGUGAGCAUCCAGCCCAAAGACAGCAGCACUGGAGGAGGGGAGAGCCGGGAAGCAGUGGUGCAGCGUCUUGCCAAUGAGAUGCUAGAGAAGUUACCUCCAGAUUAUAACCCUCAUGAGGUGAAAGCCCAGCUUCAAAAGAUGGGAGCUGUUCAACCUAUAAACAUAUUUCUUCGUCAGGAAAUUGACCGCAUGCAACACGUUAUAGCGAGAGUUCGAACCACCCUGAUGGAUCUCAAAUUGGCCAUCGAUGGAACCAUAAUUAUGUCAGAGGAAUUGCAAGAUGCUCUGGAUAAUAUGUAUGAUGCUAGAAUUCCAAAACUAUGGUUUAGGAUUUCCUGGGAGUCAGCUACUUUAGGGUUUUGGUUUACUGAGCUUCUUGAAAGAAACCAGCAGUUCAGCAGCUGGCUGCAGAAUGGCCGACCAAAUCAGUUCUGGAUGACUGGAUUCUUUAAUCCACAGGGUUUCCUGACUGCUAUGAGGCAAGAGACUACUCGCAUGAAUUUGGGAAAAGGAUGGGCACUCGACAGUGUUGUUUUACAGAACGAAGUGACCAAGAUGAUGAAAGAAGAUGUUACUGGCCCUCCACCUGCUGACAUUGGUGGGGUUUACAUUUAUGGCCUUUUCCUUGAAGGGGCAGGCUGGGACCGCAGAAACAGUAAGCUGGUGGAGUUGGCACCUAAGGUGCUGUUCACAAGCCUUCCUGUAGUCCAUGUGUAUGCUGUUAGCACGGCAGCACUACCUGACCCAAAGAAGCCGCAAGGAAGCGUGUACCUCUGCCCUGUCUACAAAAAGCCUCGGAGGACAGAUCUGACGUACAUUUUCUCUUUGCAUCUUAAAACAGCGCAGAAUCCUGACCACUGGACUUUACGGGGAGUUGCACUGCUCUGCAAUUCAAAAUAA